CUGUGUAAGUUAUUUAGCUGUGCGUGCGUAUCAAGGAAUAUCUUGCAGUCACCGUGGCUGUAAGUCCGUCUUUCAUUCCAUAUCAGCAUGUGCUGACAAUAUCUACGAAUGGGUAGAUACAAUAUAAAAUACUAGCGACGAACAACUAGUAUUGGAAAAGGCAACUCUAGUUUAAAGCAGUAAAUGUUUUUUUUUCCUCUUUGGACGCAACCAUUCUUCCGGUGAACAAGGGAACAUGGUGUGCCCGAAAUAACGCCGACAUGCGCAGCUGGAACAAAUUUUGUCAAAAGAGCGGCGAUUGAUUGGCAAUAAAAUUACUAAAUACGUGAUUAUUGCUGUCUUUGAACUUGUGGCAUAUGCGCACUGUUGUGCAUCCCGGCCGUGUCUCUCGUCCCCCCAGUGUUCGGCCAGUGGACGCGCCUGGAAUAACCUCCGUGCGGACGGGCUGAAAGCGGAGGAGACAGCGCCAGCCAGCGGAACAUGGCGGAGACCGUGCGCUCGCUGUUUGACUACCGGGAGCCUCCGACCCUGGAUAGCGACGGGGAAGGGAGCAAGCCGCCGCCUCCGCUGGGGCGAGUCUGUGGCCGAAAGAGGAAGGGGACGCCCGUCAAGAUGUGUGAUCGAGUCUUUGUCACCGAGGAUGAGGAGGAGAGUAUGUCAGAGCACAGCUUCUGCCCAGGUGAUGGCCAGUACCAGGAGGGGGAGGAGGACAGGCUGGCCCCACCUGAAGGCUCCUACUACCUGACAGACCCCUCUCAGCUGUGUGUUUCAGAGCUGGGGGAUGAGGGUGGGAGUGGGGCCAGAGGGGCCGUCCUUUACCCACCUCCUCCAAACUGCCGAAUUAGAGAGGUGCAUUGUGGUAGUCAGGUUCGACUUGUCGUCAUAGCGAUCCGAGACAUCUCUAAGGGUGAGGAGAUUACGGUGGAUUACAGUCUGACGGAAUGGGGAGAAAAUGCCAUGGGUUUCCAUAGCGUUGUCUCUCCCAGUGCCUUCGAGUGCAGCUCCGACCCAGAGAACAACAUCAAGAAGGAGGAGGAGCCUGGCCCGGUGUCUCUCUCCCUAGCUGUGUCCGACUACCUCACCCCGUCCUGGUCCCUGUCCCCUUCCUCCUCACCACUUUCCCACUCGGAAGCCAGCGACUCAGACCACGAGGACUUUGAGGACGAGGAAGACGAGGAUGAAGAGGAGGAUGUGCGUGUGGAGGAGCAGCACCGGGGACGGAUGCUCCGGCGGCGCAGGCGGCGCAAGGCAGCUGCCUCUGUAGCUAAGAGGAAGAAGACGCCGCCACGGACAGCUGGCCGUUCACUCUCCUUCUGUGCCGGAACCCCAAGCUCCGGCCCUCGGCCCCUCUUCAAACCACCCACUCCGGCACCUCCUGCCACCAUCGUCAACAACAGUAUAGGCGUGGCUGUGGGGCGGAGCGCAACUGUGGUGGGUGGGGCAGGGCAGCGGCAGCGCUGCAUGCACUGUGGCCGCCACUUCCGCUCGUUGGCACGCCACCUGGAGAAACACCAUGCCCAGCAGCCUGAGGUGAGGGCCUCCAUGGAGCGUGCCCAGUUUCUCCCCCAGGCAGGCUCUGCCCCCUGCUUGCCAUCAGCCCCGCCCACCUCUGCCCCACCCAGCCUCUUCCCUAGGGACCCUCAGCCCAGCCCCGUGUCACUCUCGAUCUCCCCUCCGGCCUCAACCCUAGCCUCAGCUAUGCCCAGGAAAAGCCCCGCCCUCUCUGUCUCACCAAGGAAGAGCCCGGCCCCUGUACCGGCCACGCCUCCCAGAAAGGGACCUGCCCCUGGCGUCGCUCCAAAGAAGAGCCCCGGGACCUCGACCCCGCCCAGGAAAGGCGUGCGCAGGAUGAAGAGGGAGAGAGAGGAGAAUACAGGGGAGUCUGCACGACCUAAAGAGGAACAGCCAGAGGAGGCGCUGAAGGAGAGAGAGCCCCAGGGGGGGGCAGAUGGGAGAGAAGAGGAGAGUGCUGGGGAGGAGAAGAAAGGAGGCGUGUCCAGCGGCCGGCCCCACAUGCUGCCCCUGCUCUCCUCGCUUUCAGCAUUGGUGCUGUACCUGCGCCGGCUGCAGCACUCAGCCUUCCUCUCGCUGAUGCGCUCCCCCCAGUCGGCCGAGGCCUGGCGGCUGCUCUGCCACUCCAGCCUGGCUCUCCUCAUCCUUUACAACCGGCGGCGUGAGUGCGAGGCCUCCAAGCUCACUCUAGAGGAGUAUCGCCUGCGGACACGGCCCCAGGGCCCUGCCUCGGCCCCACCCGGUGCCCCACCUGCCCUCACCCCCCUGGAAGCCUCGCUGUCGCCCUUCGAGCGCCAGGUCCUGCCCCACCUGCCCCGGGUGGGCGUGCAAGGCAAGCGAGGCCGCGUGCAGCCACUCAUCCUGCCUCCCCAUAGCGAGCCCUGCUUGGAGCUGCUGCUGCAGACACGGCCAGGUGUUGGCGUGGAUCCCCAAAAUCCCUACAUGUUUGCCCGGCCCUACCACUCGCCGGCCACACCACUGCGGGGCACCGACCUGCUGCGAAGCCUGGCACGUGCCAGUGGGACCCGCAACCCUCGGGCGCUGACCCAGACGCGGCUACGGCGGCAGGUGGCCAUCCUGACGCAGCUGCUGCUGCUGGCUGAGGGGGACGGGGGCACCGAGGGCGGCGAGGCCCCCUGCCGUCGGUUGGAGAACUUCUUGCAGAAAGAGUACCAUGUGACACAGAGCUGCGCUGGGAUUGGCCAGGACCCGGGGUUGAUGGGACGCGUGGCCCGGGUGGUGCUGUGUGGGGAGCGGGACGGCGUCCUGUUUCGGGGAAUGAGCCUGCACCACAUCUGUCUGGAGCUGGAUGUGAUGUCAGGAAACUCGGCAGACUCCUUCUCAGAGGAAUCGGAGGGGGAACGAACGGCAGGCAAAGACAAGGAGGGUAGGGCCAAAAAGGGCGGGGCCAGCAGCCGCUCCCCGCGACAGAAGAAGGUUGGCGGCAACCCCGCCUCCAGUGGACCCACCCCCCCUACCCGAAAGCGGAGCAGUGGCCAGUCUACGCCAGGUAAGCGUGGGGUACUGAAGCGGCCGUGGUCAGAGGCAGAACGCGCAGCCGUAGAGGCCCACCUGACGCGUAACAUCAUGGAGCUGCGAGUCCCGGCCAAGGCUGACUGUGAGCGCUGUUUGCAGCACUGCCCCCUGCUGGUCAGCAACCGCAGGGACUGGAGGGCCAUCAAGUUCUACUGUCACAACCGGAUCCAGCUGCUCAAGAAGAAGGGCCAGCGGGAGAGCAUGGCCCAGGUGGGGGCAGUGUCCGUCUGAGGCAGGAGAGUGCUCCCUGCAGGCUGAGUGGGUGCACAACCCUGAAAGAAUGUGACAGUACUUCGUACAAGUGUUCACCACGACGAGACACAGCAGGCUGAUGAAGCCCGUUACAGGUGCCCUUCAGAGCCGGGCCUGGCCGGGCCUAGCAGAAACGACGGGAUAGCCAGGGAGCCACAUGACAGCCCCCGGACUCCUUUGUGUGCUGGUGCUCAUUCUACCUCUGUGUUCAUUUGUUGUUUGUUUCACCAGCUGAGUGCUUGUGUGGCAUUCUGGGAGAGGCUGGUCGUCAUUGGCCCUGGCUCCCGUCCCGUCCCGUCCUAUCCGAUUUUUAUUCCCUUAUUCCCAUUUUUUCUUUGUUUUGAAAGGAGUUGUCAUGGUAACGAUAAGGAGAGGGUCCAUCAAGGUACAUUCCACUCUCGUAACUGGGACCCAAAUCAGAUAGGCUCUUUUUUUUUUUAAUAAUUAUUAUUAAGAGAAAAGUGACCAGGGUAUAGAAACCACAGAUAAAAGUAGGACACGUUUGUGACUACAUUUUUUUCUUUGAAUGGUAUGGUAGAAUUAAAUUUAAAAAUUAUAA
This is a messenger RNA of Paramormyrops kingsleyae, 3859 nucleotides long. RefSeq lists its product as uncharacterized. The record is from RefSeq and is a predicted model, not a curated record. Lineage: Eukaryota; Metazoa; Chordata; Actinopteri; Osteoglossiformes; Mormyridae. Gene Ontology annotation, molecular function: protein binding.